AUGGUUCCUCAAAGAUCUCUUUUGGCCGAUGACCGAGUGAAACUGUUCAUCACUCAUGGAGGGCUCGGAAGCACGAUGGAACUGGCGUAUGCCGCGAAACCGGCCAUAGUGGUAGGGUGUCUCGAAAGGUGCUGAACUACAGUAUUAUUCCCUUUCAGAUCCCUCUCAUUGCCGAGCAACCGGACAAUGGGAACAUGUUGGCAAGGCAUGGGAGUGUGGAGGUCUAUUCGAAGUACGACAUUCCCGAUUGGAAGAAACUGAACAGUCUCCUCCACAAGAUGCUUCGCACGAACUCCUAUCAGAAAUCUGCCAAUCGGCUUGCUCACGUGCUCGCUCAUCCGCCAAUCCAACCGAGGGAACUGAUGUUGAAGCACGCUGAGAUGGCUGCUCGGUUCGGGAAGAUGCCCGAACUGACUCCGACCGCUCAAAACAUGGGAAUCAUUGAGUUCUACAACUUGGAUCUCAUUGCGGUUUUUGUCUUUAUUCCCACAUUCUGUUGGUGGAUUUUCUUCCACAGGUUUUCUAGAAAAGGCUGAGAACUGAAAACCCGGCAGUUGGUUUCUCUAUUUGCCUGCUGAUCGUAUCGUCUAAUAUUGUAAUGGAUCUUUGGAAACUAUUUUAGUGCGUAACUUCUUCACAUGUCUGGGUUCUUUCGUUAUCAAUAUCAUCACAGUGAUAAGAUGGUCUCAACUCUGCAGACAACCCUUUGACAGCAUGAUGAAUAAACUGCUCUUUAUUUUCUCUGUAUUUCUCUCAAUUCAGUUGACUAAUGGAUACAAUUUCCUCAUUAUUUCCCCAGUUUACGGGUUCAGUCACAUGAAAUGCAUGGCUGCUAUGGCUAAUCAAUUGGCUGAUGCCGGUCAUGAAGUGGUAACAAUUGAACGUAUGUUUUGGGAAUGUAUUUUGAAUUAUUUCAGACUUAUUUCCAACCAUUUGUGGUAGACCUUUACAAAGAUCACGGGCUGAUUAAGAAUCAGAGAGUCGAAGUGAUUGACUAUUUCCAUGACGAAGAGGGUCUGAAGAACAUGCCAAGUCACUCCGUGCUCAACGAUGCAUGGUACUCUGUCAAAUAUCAAUCGGACAUUGGAAUCAGAAUACUUGUCCCACGGGUUCUUCACAGUUCAUUCGAACAUAUGUGCAGAAGUAGGAGAGAUAUUAAUCUUUCCGAAAUUCUUCGCGUUUUUUUGUUCAGAAAUGUUCGAAGACAAGCAACUGCAUCAAUUGCUGAAAAGCAAAAAGUUCGACGCGGUCAUCUCUGAAACGUUCGACUUUUGUGGUCUAUGUGAGAAGAGUCGGAUUUUAUGGGGGACCAAUGUGUUGUUUCAGACCUUGCCGAUUAUUUGGAGAUGCCUGCAAUCAUCUCGACAUUCACUGGAAGCAAGCUGAACGCGAUCACGAAUGCGCUCGGCGAGCCCUCUUUUCUGCACUAUUUCCCCGGUUAAUCAUUUCAAAUGGCUCACAAUGUAAUUGUCAUCAAUUCCAGCCCCAUCUUCUCACAUCGGACCGGAAAUGUCACUUAUUGACCGUUUGAGCAAUCUGUGGCACAAAGUGCACUCUUCCGCGGCGUUUGGAGACUUGUUCGAUAGACAGCAUGCUUCUGUGAACGAGCUUACCGGCGGCAAAGUGAGACAUUGGACCAAGAUUCUCAACGAUGUCACCUAUCAUUUCUCCAAUUCGAACCCCUAUCUUGAUUUUGUCAGUCCGACUAUAUCUAAAGUGGUUCCUAUUGGUGGCUACACAAUGGACUACGCAGAAGUUCCGAAAGUUUCCAAGGUUUCAAUAUUCACUGUUAUUACACUAAUUCUGUUGCUUCAGGAGUUGGACCAAAUGCUGAGCCUCAGAAAGUUUACCGUUUUUAUAUCUUACGGGUCGAUGGUGGCCUCCAGAAACAUGCCGGAUGAUUACAAAAAAGCCAUGAUCAACCUGUUUGUACACAAUCCGAACGUGACAUUUUUAUGGAAGUACGAAGACCCGGAGGAGGAGUUUAUCAAGAAGAACAUUCCGGAAAAUGUGCACUUGGCCAAGUGGUUCCCCCAGCAAUCACUUUUGGGUGAGCAUCACGAAACUAUAAAGUGCACAUUGUAGUUUUGCAGCUGAUAAGCGCGUCAAUCUGUUCAUCACGCAUGGAGGACUGGGAAGUACGAUGGAGUUGGCAUAUGCUGCCAAACCGGCGAUUGUGGUAGUGAACUGAAAUAAUCCACAGAAGACUUGGACCCAAUUUCAGACGCCGUUGUUUGCCGAUCAACCAAACAACGCUCAAAUGUUGGAAAGGCAUGGAUGCGUCGAAGUUUAUUCGAAGCAUGAUAUUCCAAACUGGAAGAAGCACAGCGAUCUGUUGAGGAAAAUGUUGACUGACAAUAGGUACAGUUAUUGUGUUCUUCCAAGUGUUGGUAACACCAUGCAUUUCUAGCUAUCAAAAAGCAGCAGUCCGUUUGGCCGAAGUUCUGAACCAUCAGCCAAUCAGUCCCCGAGAGCUGGUCGUGAAAUAUGCGGAGAGUGCUGCUCGAUUCGGAAAAAUGCCCUCGUUGACUCCGUUUGCCAAAGAUUUGGGACUUGUGGAGUUCUACAACCUGGAUAUCGCCUGUUACACUGGAAUAUUCCUUUUAUUGUCAGUCUAUGGAGCGAUUGGGACCAUCGGAUAUUUGAGGAAACGGAUUUGGAUUCGAGAAAAGAAGACAAAUUAG
This is a messenger RNA of Caenorhabditis sp. 36 PRJEB53466, 2684 nucleotides long. The record is from the annotation of a GenBank genome assembly. Lineage: Eukaryota; Metazoa; Nematoda; Chromadorea; Rhabditida; Rhabditidae.